Marmota monax (woodchuck) is the source of this 1467-nucleotide messenger RNA. RefSeq names its product membrane-spanning 4-domains subfamily A member 4A-like. The transcript has 7 exons. The record is from RefSeq and is a predicted model, not a curated record. The coding region runs from base 244 to 876 and encodes 210 amino acids. Lineage: Eukaryota; Metazoa; Chordata; Mammalia; Rodentia; Sciuridae. Gene Ontology annotation, cellular component: membrane.
UUGAGUAAGACCCAUGUGCAAUGAGUACCCACUGCCCACAGUCCACAGCGCCCUACUGAAAUGUGGAUAUUAUGCUGUUUGGGUGUCAGUUCCUGGGACAAUUCUGAAUAUAAUGACCUUUCCUGGUCCUGAGAGCAGAUGCCUCGUUAAGACUAAAUAAUACUGUUGAUCAGAGGCUAACACAUUAUCAGUCACUAGGGGAUUCCCAGGUUGUGAAGAGCAACAUCAUCAAGAGACAUAACUAUGAACCUUCCAGGUAGGAACCCAGUCAUCUGCCUGGAUCACCCUGGGCCGGUGACUCUCCCUCAGGAUGCACAGAGCAAGCUGCAGAAUUUCAUGAAAGGGGAGCCAGUUAUUCUUGGGGUGAGCCAAAUCAUGCUUGGUCUGAUGAAUAUUUGCCUAUGGAUUAUUUUAAAGGUCUCCCUUUCAUCUGAUCAUCAUCUUCCUCUAAACCUAUGGGGCAUUGAAUUAUUCAACCUUUUCUUUUUGGGACAAGUUUUUUAUAUCAUGUCUGGAACUCUGUCUGUUGUGUCUGGAAAGAAAAUGACAAAACGAAUGAUUUGUGGCAGCCUAGGUAUGAACAUCGUGAGCAGUGUCUUAGCAGGAGCCUCACUAGUAAUACUUGCUUUAAGUUUGGAGGAAUCCAGAUGGAUAUCAGAGACAGGAAUUCUAUGUCUCAUUUAUGGGAUUCUGAUCCUGAAGCUCACCAUCACGGUGCUUGAGCUAUUUGCCGCUCUGUCCCUGUCUGCUUCUGGAUGCCAGACUGUCUGCUGCAGUGUGACCUCUGUGGUGGUUGACUUGUCCUCCCAGGAGCUAGAACUUUCUUUUCCUGAUCUAUAUCAUGAAUAUGAUGAGGUGACUUUCCUACCCAGUUAAGUUGCUUAAUGAAACAGCUUAAUCUGGGUCCUUUUCCAUAUUGUCAUCCUGACAUCAGUGUCCAGAUAAUGAAAAGGGCUUUGAGUUCUCUCAGGAAAAUAAAUGUCAUUGGUUUGUUGAAGUUGCCUUUGCUGUGGUCUCCCACUCCAUCACUGAUAUGAUGACCUCUGAACAAGGUAAAUGAAGCAUAUUAUGUAUCUGCUUAGAACUGACAAAACCUCAUAGCCUUUUCAACAUGAAAUAGAGACAUUUCAUGAAAUGUGGAGCUAUUUGGAGCCAUUUUAGUAUUCUGACUUGGCCUUGGGGUGGAUAUUUCAGUAAAACCGUUCAUACCAUGUCUCAGAGAGCAGACACUACUUUUAUUGUAAACAUUCAUGGUUUACCACAUGAUGUUUUGAUGUUCACAUAGGUAGCAAAGUGAUUGCUACAAUCAAGCAAGCUAAUAUAUCCAUCAUCAGAAAGUUGCCUUUUUUCAUUGUGAGACUGCCUCAAAGCACUAUUUUUCAAUGUAUGAUAACUAAUUUCCAUAUUCUUAAUUAUGUCUUCUUUCCAGAAAUUUCUAUCCAAGUCCUGUGCACAUUUUAUACAUGA